AGCUAAUGCCAACCUUGUGAUCUUCUGUGUUGAACAGAGAUCAAGCAAAUUGCUAUCGAUCGCCAUGGAGACUGCCUUGAGUAUUGACAACCUUAGGGAUACCGAACUAAGGUUGGGUCUACCAGGCAUCGAUGUGGUUGGGUCAGAGAAGUCGAGGGUCACGAAAGGUGGUAAACGAGCACUUUCGGAGGAUGAAACUCAGAGUUGUGCUAAAAGCAAGUCCUUCGAAGAGGUCUAUGACGAUCUAAGUGGCCUCGAAACUCCAAUGACAAAGGCACAAGUAAUCGGGUGGCCACCGAUCCGAUCCUACCGGAAGAACUUACUAUUAGUUCAGGCUCAAGCCGCGGCGAAUGCAACUGGAUUGUAUGUGAAAGUAAGCAUGGAUGGAGCUCCUUACUUGAGAAAGAUCGAUCUCAAGGUGUACAAAGGUUAUAAGGAGCUUAGAGAAGCAUUGGACAAAAUGUUCAAAUGCUUUUCUUUUGGAGAGUUGCCAGGGAAGGAAGGAGGCAGUGGAUGUGAGUAUUCCAUCACUUAUGAGGAUAAAGAUGGAGAUUUGAUGUUGGUUGGAGAUGUUCCAUGGGAGAUGUUCGUCUCUUCUUGCAAAAGACUGAGGAUCAUGAAAGGGUCUGAAGCAAAAGGAUUGCAGUCUAACCAUUGAAGAAAAAAGAUGAAAGUGAUUUCAAAAAAGAAAAUUAAAAUCAAUUCAAAGAGCUUACUGCCUUUUUUUUUGCUUGGAAUUAAUUUCCAAGUUCAUCCGUCUGAUAAAUUAUGUUUGUUGGGAUUGUACAUCUUAUUGUUUAACGGAUAAAGAAGAUUCGGGUA
This is a messenger RNA of Zingiber officinale, 822 nucleotides long. Its product is annotated as auxin-induced protein 22D-like. The transcript is spliced from 4 exons. The record is from RefSeq and is a predicted model, not a curated record. NCBI's taxonomy places the organism in Eukaryota, Viridiplantae, Streptophyta, Magnoliopsida, Zingiberales, Zingiberaceae. Gene Ontology annotation, cellular component: nucleus. The coding region runs from base 65 to 658 and encodes 197 amino acids. Gene Ontology annotation, biological process: regulation of DNA-templated transcription. Gene Ontology annotation, molecular function: protein binding.